GGAAUGCUUUCGGUUGUGGUUAUAAAGUACUGUCAUCCUUUUAAGUUUUUUUGAAAAAGAUUUUGUGGAACAGUAGUAUUUUAGUGUUAUCAGAAUGAGUAUACGAAACGAAUACAUUUCUGUAGCAGAGGAUGUUGCAGAUCAGGUGAUACGUAAAUUAAAACAUGUACUUCCCACUAUUGCCAGACUCUGUUUAAUAUCCACAUUUUUGGAGGAUGGAAUUCGUAUGUGGAUCCAAUGGGAUUCCCAAAGGGAUUAUAUGGACAUAUCAUGGGGCUGUGGUUACUUUCUAGCAACUUUAUUUGUUAUUAUAAACUUACUUGGUCAGUUAGGAGGUUGUGUUAUGGUAAUUCUGCAGUUUAGGGUACCAAUUGCCUGUGCAAUUCUCUUCUUUAUUGUGGUUUUACAAACCUUUGCUUACAGUAUACUGUGGGACAUACAAUUUUUGUUCAGAAAUCUUGCCCUUAUUGGUGCAUUAUUGCUUGUGUUAGCAGAAAGCAAAGGUGAAGCCAAAAGUUUAUUUGCUGGAGUUCCCACAUUAGGAGAUAACAAACCCAAAAAUUACCUUCAACUCACUGGACGUAUUUUAUUAGCAUUUAUGUUUACUACGCUUAUUAGAUUUGAAUUGAGUUUUUUACAAAUUUUAUUAGAUCUUGUAGGUUCAGCAUUGAUGGUUUUAGUAACAGUUGGUUACAAAACUAAACUUUCAGCACUACUUCUUGUAUUACUACUUAGCCUUUUGAACUUUUACCACAAUGCUUGGUGGAAUGUGCCUUCCUACAAACCAUUACGUGAUUUUCUCAAAUAUGAUUUCUUCCAAACCUUAUCUGUGGUUGGUGGAUUACUUCUAAUCGUCUAUUUGGGACCUGGCGGAGUCUCGAUGGACGAACACAAGAAAAGAUGGUGACCGAUUCGACUGAUUGUAAAACUUUUAAUGACACGUAUGAAAAAUUUAAUUUACCUUUAAAGUACAAUUUUUAUUUUGGCGUUUAUCAAAAUUUUCUAAAAGAUAUCUGUUAGUGGUUGAAAUUUUAGUUAACUAAAUUGUUCUUCUUUGUUGGUCAUAUUUACAAAUUAACUAUUAUACAAAUGGAAAUAUAGUAAUCUUUUUAAGUAUAACAGCGAAAGUGUAGGUUUUUAUACUUAUUACUGCUAUUAGUGAUACAAACAACAUUACAAAAGUACAUGUUAUGUAUAUUGUAAAGCACAAUAAAAUAGCUACAUUUUUUUAUAAAC
Messenger RNA from Agrilus planipennis (emerald ash borer), 1236 nucleotides. It is a transcript of the gene Surf4, whose product is annotated as surfeit locus protein 4 homolog. The coding region runs from base 95 to 907 and encodes 270 amino acids. Gene Ontology annotation, cellular component: endoplasmic reticulum-Golgi intermediate compartment; membrane; endoplasmic reticulum. NCBI's taxonomy places the organism in Eukaryota, Metazoa, Arthropoda, Insecta, Coleoptera, Buprestidae. The transcript has 5 exons. Gene Ontology annotation, biological process: Golgi organization. The record is from RefSeq and is a predicted model, not a curated record.